CGAAACAAUCGCUAUUCAUCGGUCUAUUUUUAGUUCUGACAUCACACAAUCGGUCGGUGGUUCUGAGAAAGGGUAUCCCUACAGUAGUGACUCAUCCAGAGAAUAUUUCUCGUAAUAUACAGGUUGAACAAGUGUCCGUGACCUGUCAAAUGUUGUAAAUAAAUCAGAGUUUGGAGUUUCGGUUGUUUUCCUGUCCGAUUCUCGCGUUAGUUUUGUAGCAGCUGUUUAUUAAGUACAGCUUUCAAGGCUGAAUUCGGUCUGUGAUAAGGACAACUUUUGAUAUCGGUCCGCUAUGUUAAUCAAAAUGGAAAUGAGCGACGGCAUGUCUUACAAUUCGGAUUUUUCUAAUGACAGCGACAAUUCACAAUCUUCCACAGCUGGACUGAAAAUGGACAGUAGCAUUUUAUUUACAUCCAACACGGUAAAUACUUUUCUACAACUAAGAGAAGAAAACCACUACUCAUAUGAUACAGGCGCAAAUUUCAUAGCCCUAGAAGGACUAAAUUCAGGAGUACCAACCAGGACUACGCCUACGCUUACACCAACCACUCUCAGGAAUAUUGAGCAGACUUUUAUUGAGUUGCAAUCUAAACCCGAACCGCACGAAAACGAGGCCGGAUUUGUUCCGCCCCUCGUGCAUCCUAUUGGAAAUAACCAGUACGUAUCAGCAUCCGACGCCACGGAUUUCUACGCGAACAUACCUCCCAAAUCGCCUUCGAUUUGGCAGAGUAGUCUUUCUCAAUCCAGCUCAGACUCAAACACUAGAUCGACACCUCCUCUCAAUCAGAGAACUAGCUUUAGCAACACGGCGCAAGGAACUACCAGACGGAAUAUGGGCGGGAGGAAACCCAUAAAAGAUACAAGCAUUUCUCCAGAAGAAGAGGAAAGAAGGAGAGUACGAAGGGAAAGAAACAAAGCGGCCGCAGCAAGAUGUAGAAAGAGGAGGGUUGAUCAUACGAAUUCCCUUAUUAAGGAAGUAGAAGAGCUUGAACAAAAACGCCAGAAGUUAAUAGAAGAGCAAAUGGAUUUGAAACGAAUGAAACAUCAUCUGGAAAAUCUAAUUGACACUCAUUCAGCAUCUUCUGCGUGCCGCAAAAAAACGUCUAGUCCGCCAGAUAUUAAACCGUUUGACCACAUGACCACAUACUAUGGUAAAGCAUUGGAUCGAGGUCUUAAAGCAGAAAUAGAUGACCAUUUUGAUAAUGAUGUAUUUAUGUCGCCUGCUUCCACUAAAAAGUUAAUGCUGAGUCAAGCAGUUCCCUUCCCCCCAAAACCCUUAAGACCGAGUAGUCUCAACGUAUCAGUGACUGCGCCGUCGAUUACGAAAAACAACGAAUUAGCCGGUAUUUCCAUAACCACUCCCUCUCAAGGAAUGAUGUUCAAUUUUGAAUCUCUAAUGGGAGGGGGUACCGGCUUAACUCCAGUUAGUGGGCCCCUCCCACCUUCCUGCAGCACGCAGCAACGAAAUAUACCCGUCAGUGUCGCCGAUUUAAACUCACCAGAUUCUCAGUUACCACCCAAGCUUGUUAGUUUAUAAUAGAGGAGAACUUAUGUGAUAGAUUUUCACAUGGUUUUGCCAAAGUCCUACUUCAAUGCUGCGAUCCAAAUUGUCUUAUGAAUUAAUAAAAUUAUUUUUUCAAACCUAUGAAAGUGUAAUAUGGGUACCGUACUUUACUUGCUCAAUUGAAUGGGGAUAUUGUGAAAGCUAUGUGAAAAUCGAAAUUUUGUCGUAUUUGAUGCCAAUUACCGUUGUUUGUUGUUGAGACUAAAAGGCUCAGUUUUUGAUACAGUAUACCAUUUUUUAAAAUAUUUUGCUAAACAUUUGUACUGUUAAGGUCUGUUUUUUACUACUGCUAGGUGAAUAAUCACUCAAUAUUGUGAUAGAUUGCUAUCACAAGUGUUUCGAAUGUAGUUUAGCCUUAGCCAUUUAAUAUACUUAGUGGCUGUGUUACUUAUCACUCUUGUAAAUUACCAUACGACAAUCAAUCAGUAAUAACCAGCAUCGGCAAUUUCCAUUGCGCUACGUUUUCUGUCACUGAUCAAGCCAAAAAGUUAACUAGUAAAAACAAACCAUUCGAAGUGUCAUCUAGUGUUAAUGUUUGAAAUAUUUAUUUAGUACCUAUAUAGGCGUAUUAUUGUAUAAGGACAAUUACCAAAGCCCUUUGAACCCUUCCGAACCAGAUAGAUGUGCGAGAUGGACUUUUUUCAAUCUAGUCUAUUUUUCUACAUCUGAAAAAAGUUGUUGUAAUAUUUAUUAGCAGGGGCGGGGUAAUUAGCCAAAGGGCAGUAAAUACGGUGCAUUGUAUAUAUUCCGUUACAUUGCAACGUCAAGAUUUUACACGAUUUGCUGGGCUGUUGCUCUUUGGUCUUUCUAUAGUCGUAAGUGCUCAAAUAUAUGCUAUUUUUGCUACUGCAAAUUCCUUUUUCAAAAACCAAGAAAUGCCUUUACUGCGUUUGAUUCAUUGGAUUAUUGUGCGAAUGGGAAAACUUAUUCCAUCCAUCAUUUUUGUAACUUAGAUUGUAAGUAAAAAUACAAAGAUAAAAUGAGCAAAAAAUAAUGGUUAAAUUGUUGCAUCGAAAAUUCAAUCCAUUAAGAGGAAAAACAACUAAGACAAAUAUUUCGAUUACCAUUAAGUAAAUUGACUUGUCAGUUAUUGGUUUGGUAUAUCUAAUCUCGUCUGUUUUACACGCUAUUCUUUACCGCAUUGUACAUUUCAAUUCAAACCAAUCUGUAUUUUUGAAAGCGAAUAUGUGUUACUAAUUAUAAGUAUAUAAUUAAUAUAUUUGAAAAAAUACUUUACGAUAAAAAUAUUUGCAAUAUUUGUAAUCCGACGUUUUUAUAGGAUUAUAUGUAUUUUCGUCAACUUUUGUAUUUAUUUUACGCAAUGGUAAGGUUAAGAAAACAUCAAUAAAUUUAUCUUUCCGGAAUAA
Molecule: messenger RNA, 2931 nt
Organism: Dendroctonus ponderosae (mountain pine beetle)
Lineage: Eukaryota; Metazoa; Arthropoda; Insecta; Coleoptera; Curculionidae
Gene: kay
Product: transcription factor kayak
Biological process (GO): regulation of transcription by RNA polymerase II
Cellular component (GO): nucleus
Molecular function (GO): DNA-binding transcription factor activity, RNA polymerase II-specific; RNA polymerase II cis-regulatory region sequence-specific DNA binding
Source: RefSeq, a predicted model, not a curated record